This is a messenger RNA of Microplitis mediator, 1739 nucleotides long. Its product is annotated as pyridoxal phosphate homeostasis protein. Gene Ontology annotation, cellular component: intracellular anatomical structure. The record is from RefSeq and is a predicted model, not a curated record. The transcript is spliced from 5 exons. Lineage: Eukaryota; Metazoa; Arthropoda; Insecta; Hymenoptera; Braconidae. The coding region runs from base 286 to 1035 and encodes 249 amino acids. Gene Ontology annotation, molecular function: pyridoxal phosphate binding.
GUUUGAAAGUGCAGUGACUGUUCGUGAAUCAACAGCAGGUACUUUUUCAAUUAAUUCAUCUAAUUCUUCAUUAUUUUUAAUUGUUUCUAUAAAUUUACCACUGCUACGUAAAAUAGCACCAACGAAAUCUGGAUCCAUUGAUGGCGGCCGUAGUCUUUUUCUGAUCUGAUGAUUUACAACGCAACAGAUUGUAAGAUGACAAAAUAUUUAUAAAAUUGUAAAAUGAUAAUAAAUUUAAUUUGUAAUUAUUGAAGUUUUAUUUAAAUUAAUUAUUUAAUUAAUGUAAUGAAGAUUAAAAUGGUUGACAUUGCGGGAAAUUUGAAUUUUGUUAGAGAGAAAAUAUCCAAAGCAUGUUCUCGACGUUCACCAGAAUUCGGUAAUUCAAUACCACGUUUAGUUGCUGUCAGUAAAACAAAGCCGGCAAAUUUGUUAAUCGAUGCCUAUGACGCUGGUCAAAAACACUUUGGCGAAAAUUACGUAAAUGAAUUAAUUGAAAAAUCUGGUCAUCCUGAGAUUCUAAAACGUGAUAUCCGCUGGCAUUUUAUUGGCCACUUGCAGAGAAAUAAAAUAAACAAAGUAUUGGCAGUUCCAAAUCUAUGGAUCAUUGAAACAGUUGAUUCAAAUAAAUUGGCAUCGGCACUGGAUACUGCGUGGACAAAAUAUAGAAAGAAUGAUGAUAAUAAACUUAAUAUUAUGGUACAAGUAAAUACCAGCAAAGAAGAAGAAAAAAGUGGAUGUGACCUUUCAGAAGCAUCAUCGCUAGUAAAGCAUGUGAUUGAAAAUUGCAAAAAUUUGAAAUUCCUCGGAAUAAUGACGAUAGGUGCCUACGGUUACGAUCCAUCAAAUGGUCCCAAUCCAGAUUUCGUAUCUUUGAGGCAGUGCCGCGAUGACAUUUGCAAAGAAUUAAAUCUCGUUAGAGAUCAAGUCGAAUUGUCAAUGGGAAUGUCUACCGACUAUGAGCAUGCCAUUGAACUUGGCAGUACAAAUGUUAGAGUCGGAAGCGCAAUAUUUGGAGAGCGGCCGCCAAAAAACUAAAUUUAAAUAUACAAAUAUAACUUUUAAAUACCAAGACUUUAGAUUUUUUUUCGUUAAAUUAAAUAUAUAUGUACAUAUAUAUUUAUCUUUUAAUCUAAUUAUCCUACUAAUGUUAAUUGUACAAAGUGAAGGCUCAUAUAUUUAUAUAUAUGUCGAAUAAUUGCAGUAAACAUCCUCAGGAAGAUACUAAAUAUAUAAAUAAUUAUAUGAAUCAACGAGAAAUUUAAAAUAGAGUUAUUUUAUCUUAAUAUAUUUAAUAAAUAUAUAAUAUACUUAUAUAUUAUUGAUGACAAAUAUUAACCAGAGGUGUUAAAAAUUAAUAUUAACAUUAUUUCGAAAUAAUUUUAUUUUAUCAACGAUUGUUUAGAUCGGAAAACCUCCUGACGGUAGACCCGUCUCUUGUUCAUUAUUAUUAUUAUUAUAUAUUAUUAUUAUUCAUAUUAUUAUAAAUUAUUUAUUUAUUACGAAAAUGAAUAAUGAAGGAUAUAUAUGAGGGAAUUAUAUCUUUUACGUCGUACAUAUGCUACAAUUUUCAAUAAGUACAGCACACGUUUACAUAAAUUAUUAUCAUUAUUAUUAUUAUUAAUAUUAAUAUUAUUAUAAUUAUUAUUAUUAUUAUAAUUAUUAUAUACACGAGCAGAUGCCCCCGAGUGAAGAAAUUAAUUAAAUAUAAAUAAUUAACUUUAGUUUUAUUUAAAAUAAAU